GUGUGGACUUGACGACAGUCUUGCAGGCAGUCCGCAGGUGAACAGACUCUCACCGCUUGUAUAAAUCUAUUCUUGAAGGAAGUCAGUGCCACACCUCUGCUGCUCCUGUUAUAAAACAUUAGAACCACGUACUACGUGGGGAGUGGGGUCUGAAAAGACGGGUAGAACCACGUCUUGCGUAAACGCAUACUUUUUCUCCAACUUUGAAUGCUUUUGAGUCACCAGCUUCUUACAGCACAGGGCAGAUUGUUGCAAAUAAGCGUGUAAAUGGAGAAGUUGGGACGCAUAGUGUUAAUGCAAAUCUUUCCGUUAGAGGGACAGGAUAAAAGGAUAAAAGGCAGAUAUACAGGAUAAAGGAAAGGUUCCUCAUACUUUCUGAAAGCUGCCCCUCCCCUCACUACCAUCACUCUCAGCUGAUCCAAAAUGUCCCAUCCAACCAUGACCCGGAAAGACAACCUAAUGGUUUGGGGCGGUAUCUACAUGCCUCGCGUCCUUGGUAACAUGGCCGUCAUCGCCGUCAGCAGCCUCCCACCACGUGACAGGAACUCGUUCAACCCCAAUCUCAUGUACCUCGCCAUCCUAGCAGUGGUCCUAAACAUUCUCUCUAUCGCAGCCUGGGUGAACCCUCGAAGCAUCUCAUCCCUAUUUGGCGCCAAAUCUGGAGGUAUAGUAAACAGCACCUUUCUUUUCCUGGCUUCUCUCGCUGUGCUGCUGGCGCAAACAGGCUUGGUGUGGACAUCAUCAAACCUGUAUUCUGAACUGACCCUGUUCGUGUUGCUUAGCACAUUCUUCAUGGAAGUGCUUCACGUUUAUGUCGUCCCAAGCGACUGGAAGUUUGAGCCGUAUCUCCAGGAUAUCGUCUGGCAGAAUUUUUACAUUCUCUUCGUUUUCCUCAUGGACUGUUUCUACAUGUGCUUCAUCUCUCAUCUAUUCACUCAGGGAUAUGUGGUUCACGUAUGGCACCGAAAGUGAUGUCACAGUGUCUUCUGCUAGGUAGCCUAUCUCGUAUUAUUCAUUUCAUUGGCUCUUACUUAAAACAACUCAUAUUAUAUUAUUAUGUAUUUAGAUAUGUUUGAAAUUGAAUCAUUAUUAGAUAUAACAGAGGAGAAAAGAUUCAUUUACAGUAUUAAGAAGUCUAUUACUUUUGUAAUAAAUGAAUUGGGUUUAUGGUUACCAAAAGGAAUCUAGGAUUAUUUUCUACUGACAUUAAUAGUACUUUUCAAUAUACUAGCCUACCGUUGUGGGGGAAAAUUGGAAGGAAAAUAAGAAGAUACGGAAACAGCUUUAAAAAAAUUAAUUACUUUGUAAAGUAGGCUAAAACAUUACUUAACCGUUAUGGUGAUGAACAUAGACUUUCUUCUCUUUUCUGUGCGUGUUUAGGCUCUGCCUGAAUAUUGGUAUCUUAAAUUAAGGUUAGUAGCUAUUUUGAAAGAGAAAAAACAAAACACAAAAAACCCACAUCUUAUACCGGACUCAGUACUUACAUGAUUAUGGGCCCAGAACAAAACAUCUAAAACAUUGCCAAAGAAUUGGAUAGAACUGGGUGCAUUUAAAAAAUGGUAAAAAAA
Aplysia californica (California sea hare) is the source of this 1568-nucleotide messenger RNA. RefSeq lists its product as uncharacterized. NCBI's taxonomy places the organism in Eukaryota, Metazoa, Mollusca, Gastropoda, Aplysiida, Aplysiidae. Bases 424 to 972 code for a protein of 182 amino acids. The transcript is spliced from 2 exons. The record is from RefSeq and is a predicted model, not a curated record.